AUGUCUAAAGGAUGGUAUAAGGAUGAUGGCUAUGAUCUCGAAGACAAGCCGUACAUCUAUGUCGAACCACCCAAAGAUAAAAUAAAUCUCACCGACGUUAACCUUGCAAAGGAAUAUGCAGCUGGCUUCAAAAGAUAUGGACCACCCACAGAAAUCUCAGUUCUUGAUGCCGUCUGCACAGCCGUCCAAUACGCGUCACUAUUCACAAAGGGCCUCACGCCGCAACCAUCACGUCGUUUCGUCUACUACAAUGCCAGAGCACUUCCAUUGAUGGAUGUAUAUAAGAGUUCAACUAAAUGGCCAGACGAGGUCCACAAUGUCUCUCUCAAGAUACGCCAAGCCUUACGAGCUGUUACUCUCUACGGUGUCUCGAAGGAGGAGUUGUUUCCUUGGGUGGUGCAAGACUUUUCCCACGCCGAAUCUGCAGUCUGGGGAGUCAAUGAACGGCCAGGCAUAGACUCGUAUAAAGAUGCGGCAACGGGUCCUGUGUUCGAGCCAUAUCGCCUUGACUCAUACCAACCCGAAGCCAUGGAUGGCAUGGAUGAGUUCGAGCUGAGAGCUCUGGGAACUUCGACUCUGACUCGUAUACGACUCUGUCUAGCGGAAGAGUAUCCGGUCAUCUUUGCUUUCCAUCUCUUUUGGGAGACCUUCAAAACUGUUGGACCUGCUCAGUCUGGAGAUGAAGGCUACCCGACGAUCGAAAAGAUACCAGCGGAGCGACGUUCUGUCGGACCAAGAGUGGACAAAAAUUACGAUGUACAAGUCGGGCUUAUUGUUGGUCUUGAUCACCGGAAGAGACGAGUUCUUGUCAAAAGCGCGAUGAAGGAUGUGGAAUAUUUCUGGAUGCCAUACGAGUGGAUCAUAGACGUCCAUGCCACCAAAAGCUUCUGGAUGAUACGCAAUGCAGGAAAGACUUUGAGUCCACCUACAAUGGAGAGGGUUGACACAAGCACCUGGUGCCAGAAGUGGGAUACUCUCAGUCCAUGGAAAAUCGAGGAAAUCGAUAAUAGCGCCACUGUGAGCAUGGCGCCAAACAGUUCAAUCUCUGUUAUAUCUCGCAACGAGGGCGUGCUUGACAUGUUCUGGAUCUCGGAGCAAUGCACUAUUGAGCGAGUGUAUCAUAACCUCCCGAAGCACGAGUGGAAACGACAGACUAUUGAGCUGGAAGAUCCAAGGAUGAAGCCUUACCCAGGCGCCAUUGCGUCUGUCUCUGCUGAUCUGCAGAAACUGGAUCUUUUCUGGAUGACUGCAAGCGGCGCUAUCUGCAAUGCUUCUACCUACGUAACUAUUGAUAGGGAACCUGCAGUUUGGGAAAAAAGGACAGUCUUUGGCGACGGAACAGCUGAGCCGCGAGGCGGAUUAGCAGCAACGAUUGGGCCAAGAAACACUGACAAGGCCGGAAAGAUCAAUUUGUACUGUGUUGGACCUGAUGGAUGCAUAAAAUACAUGCAAACGACGAGGAGCUGGGAGGGCCCUGACUCAGUUAUUACAAUCGCCGACGUCGGAAGUGCUUACGAUUACAGCAACUUAUCAGCAGUUGCAGAUUACAUACGAUCUGACCAAGAUACACUCUACUGGACAGAUGUAAUUGUUUGGGUAACACCCCGAGGGACGAUAGGUGGAAAAAGACAGAAUUGGGCAAGUCAAUGGGUCGAUAUAUGGGAAGUUGAAGGGGAAACAGAUGUAGCAUGGCUUGAUUCACGCAUCUCAGCCAUACUCCAUGAUGAUGAGGGUUACUUUAGCGUCUACUACGUCACCGAGGAUGAGCAGAUAUUUGUCGACACUGCAGUCAUUACAGUGGAGCAUAACCAACCAUACGACGAGCACGACGAAAAGGAAGCCUUUGGAGAGAAAGCAACCAAGGUUCGGCUGAAUUCUGGUAUUGAGGCCGUGAAGAUCGGUCCUGGGGAGAAAACCAUGGUCUUAUGGCAGAAUGAACAUGGGCAGUUGAUGAUGGGGGGCGAUGGGGAAUACGCUGUUCAGCUCUCUACAAAUCGUGGUGUGAGACAGGGAAGCCCUCUUGGAGUUGGCGUUUUGUACGGAAAGCCUGUUAUUGCAAUGAAGAUCGAUGACGGGGUGAUUGGUGCUGGCUACUGGGGUGAUAUAUCUAAGUGA
Fusarium odoratissimum NRRL 54006 is the source of this 2115-nucleotide messenger RNA. RefSeq lists its product as uncharacterized. Bases 1 to 2115 code for a protein of 704 amino acids. The record is from RefSeq and is a predicted model, not a curated record. The transcript has a single exon. NCBI's taxonomy places the organism in Eukaryota, Fungi, Ascomycota, Sordariomycetes, Hypocreales, Nectriaceae.